This is a messenger RNA of Thrips palmi, 2922 nucleotides long. RefSeq lists its product as uncharacterized. The transcript is spliced from 6 exons. Lineage: Eukaryota; Metazoa; Arthropoda; Insecta; Thysanoptera; Thripidae. The coding region runs from base 2551 to 2922 and encodes 123 amino acids. The record is from RefSeq and is a predicted model, not a curated record.
UAUCCAGGAUUUACCGUCAUUUUUUCUCAGAGUGUUUGCAAGUACUUUCAUAAGUCCGUACCCUUAACCUUUCGCGAACAUUGUCUUAGGUUACGUUCCCGGGUGGAAGGAUCUGCAGUUGAAGUGCAGUUUGAACUCAGUGGAAAAACUGCAGUAUUGGAACAGUACUAUGGAUUCAAAAGUAACUGCAAAAGUAUUAGAGUUGAGAACUCCAAUUUAUGUGCAUUGGUCACAGACUUUAAACUAAUAAUAAAUUGUUCUUCUGGUCUUCAGUCUUACUACAGAGCGCCUCUGCAGAAGGAUUUCAGUUUUGACUUAGUUUAAAUUAUAGUCACUACAAUAGACAUGAAGUACAGCAGUAAGUGCAGUUAAUGAUUAGUUCUGAGACAGUUAGACUGCAUGAUAGUGUCAAGAUUAGAGAGUGCAGAAGAAUCUGAAGAAAAACUGCAGUUUUAACUGAGUUCCCCUGCUAAUGCCCCCGGCACCAGGCCUUAUUAUGUGGUCACGUUGGGUGGAUCACCUUCUCAGGCAGGCGGCGUAGACCAGUGGAUAAGGCACUUGGUCCGCAACCAAAAGGUGCGAGGUUCGAUUCCCCGCAGAAAAAAAUGAUUUCAUCAUCAGACAAUAAGGAAGUUGACCAUAGAAGAUCGAAGGGGGCAGUAGAAUCAGACAGAAGUAGGAAAGUUGAACGUUCAAAUUCAUUUUUAACACGUACUUUUAACACUACACUUUAACUUCAUUCUUUCUUUAAGUGAAUUCUGUAGGUGUAACUAUGAUUUAUAAGUACAUUCACUGCAGUAUGAAAUUCGUCUAAACUGUAGUCAAAACUGUAGUUGGGCGAAAAAACUGGUACUUUUUCUGCAGUUUUACUACGCUUUUUGUACAAAAUUCUAUACUCUUUUUGUAGAAAAUUACGGUUACAGAAUAGUUUAAACACAGAAAAAUCUCGGCUUUUCUUCCACUUUUUUUAUAAUUUACAGUUACUUUGAACACUAAGUUAAGUUCAUUAAAACGCAAGUGAAGAAGUGCUGUUCAGACUGCAGAUCCUUCCACCCGGGUUAUGAGAGCAGUGUUAGUUAAAUGUUAAGUUAAGUUAAGGAUCCCUGGAAUAUAGUCUGAAAAAUUAAGAAUGUACGGUUUGAAUUCAAAACCAUUGAACCCACACACUAGAAAAACCUUGCGAAGUAUUAUCCGGCAUUGUAUUGCAAACUCUCUUACAAACUCUUUUCUUUGCAUUGCGAGGUAUUACUUUGCAACUUGCAAAGAAAAUGCUUUGCUACGUUUAUGCAAACUUUUUUCUUCACAACUUACGAACUAUUUUUUUUGCAAUGCGAAGAAAAUAGUUCGCAAGGGAGUUCGUAAUACAGUGAGUGCAGUUCUGAAAGAGUCUACGUCUCAUUGGCGAUCCUUCACUCCAGCGUACAAUUACGCUUCAUGCUAUUUAUUCCCCCCAAUGCAUAAUUUAGAUGAGAGGAAAGGAGCGGAGGAGCUCUUGUAUGCUACAAGAAGGGCGUAAUUGUACGCCUUAGUUUUUCCUGUGCACAGUAAAAACUCUACAAAGAAUCGCUUCGUGUUGCGAAGAAAAUGAAGGAAAAAACCGCGACAAACGCGGCGAUAUGUUUGACUUUUGUUGUUUAGAAACGUGAAAUUUGUUGCGUACCGACCCAAAUGAGUAUCUCCUCCACAACCGUGCAAGCGGAAUGGCAAUCGAACAAACCCACCCCUUUCCAUAGUCACCCACACCCCCUCGAGGGAGUUGUUUCCAAACAUGUUUUGGAACUGGCUGCAAACGAUCCAGUGGCCUCUCCUGUACACACUGGAAAGUUUUUAUUUCGAUUUCGACCACCCGCGGCCAACCCCUCGGAGGAUCUACCCCUUUUCGAAUUUGUAGCGUUUCAGUCUCAAAGGGGUUGAAUUUGGGCGUUGAAAUUCAUAGGUACUUGGAAACCCAUUCUAAUCAAAAAACCGAGUUCCGGGAAGUUUCAUCCACCGUUGCAAGGGUGGCCACCCCCUUGCACCCCUGCUCACCCAGGAGGAGCCCGCUGCGGCAACGCCUGCGGCCCAGAGAACGACACGAAGGCGGUGAUGCUUUGACAGCGCGGCUUGAGGCCUUGCGCCGAUGGGGUAGGCAGCCUAUCACACGGGCGGCACAGGUGUGCUAAUGCAUACUGGGGGCGUGCGAGCGCGCCAGGUCGGCGCUUUUCACCUGGGAGUCCAGAAGCACCGUGAAGAUGACUCGUGCUUGCGUGCGCGACCGCGUGCCUUUUUGCGGUGCUGCAGUUUUAAAAUGAAAAAUAAAGUAGUUGAAGGCACUUACACCGCAAAAAUGAAGGCAUGAUUUUAUCAAAAUAUUACAAUGACUAAAUAAUUUACCCCCAUGAAUCCUUGGAAUCUCAAACCCUGUUUCAUUCGCGGUUUCAUUGCAAACAUUUGACGUAAAAGUAUUUAAAACUGAAGUCCUGGCUGUAUAGAGGCUGUCCACUUGCUGCCGGGAAAUGGAAAUUUCAUCGUUCACGCCUCUGCACAACGGUUGUCCCCUCUGGAUCAAUCAUGCCGCAGCGGUCUAUGUUGAUGGAUGGCCUUCGAGCUCGGCUGCGACCGAUACAUUUCUUUUAUGGAAGGUGCGAAAGGCAGCCCACAGCAGGGCUCCUUUGGUUGUUUGCAGUUCAAGGAACAUGGUUCUUGGCAGGCGGUCGACUGGAAGCUCCAAGGCCCGACCUGUGCCCUGAGGAAGACUUCCUCUUCGACUUCACGUCGCUGUUCCUUCGGGGAAGAUCGGAUGCUGCCGAUGCGCUGGUUGUGUCUUUGCCGCAACACCGAGGCUCCAAUGUGACAGCUCUUGCAGGGGACUCUUCUUGCCCCGCCGUGCUGCGCCGCCUCAUAAACGAAAAUGCUCGAAAUCAUGAAAAUAUCAUUUGUUGA